CGGACGCUGGAGCACCAACGAGGGGACUAUCCUGCGAAGACUCUCCUGCCGAGGGAACUGAACUGAAUUUGGAGUGACACAGACGCUUCCCCCCGCAGUCCCGCUGCUCUCCCGCGUUUCCUGGAAGUUGAGUGGAAUACAACCUGGAACUUUCCCACCGCUCGGCCCGUAAAGAAAGGCGGAUCCAGCAGUAAGAUGAAACCAGAGCUGGAGGACCAGAAUGGCUGCACACAUUAAACACCUGGAAUUAUACUUUCUUUGAAGACAUCUCACAAAGUUGCCAAAGAGUUCUGGAAGGAACUCGCCUGAACUCCUACAGAAUCGAGUUUGAUUUCUUUCUGUGGAUUAUAAGCAAGGCUGCCAUCAUGCCUAUUCUCAAGCAGCUGGUGAACAACUCUAACCAGUCGAAGCGGCGGUCUCGUGCUGACCUGACUGCGGAGAUGAUCAGCGCUCCGUUGGGGGACUUCCGCCACACCAUGCACGUUGGCAGGGGAGGAGACGCCUUCGGGGACACUUCAUUCCUUAGCACCAGAUCAGGGGAACCUCCCAGGGAGCCGGACACUAAGCAGGGCUCCCCGGGCCCCAAACCAGGGCUGCUGUCCCGCACCUUCAGGAGCAGCAAGCGCUCCCAGUCAGUAAACCGGGGGGACAAGUAUGACUACAAUAUGAUGCCACCUUCUGGUGGCUCAUCCAACUAUGUGAAAAAUGCCAUAUCCCUGCCUUACCUGAACGAUGAGGACACUAAUAGAGGACCCCAGCUGCCGAAGAGCGUUUCCUCAAGCCCCAUGAAGAGGCUGUCGGAGAUCGAAGGCAAGCCGGUAAACGGAGCGGCAGCGAUGGCGACUCUGGAUGCGGAGUUUGACGAGCGUAAUUUCGGUGAACUUACAGAUUUGCCUCCAUCCAUGCCUAAAGGAGGCGGGAUGAAGCACGCCGAGUCCAUGAUGUCCUUCCACAUUGACCUGGGGCCCUCCAUGCUCGCGGACAUCUUGGGCGUGAUGGAAAAGAAAGGCUGGGAGGAGGACGACCUCGGCUACGAGGAAGGCAAGGGGAGCGAGGGCCGCGCGUCGCCCUCCCUCAUUCCCCACAUAGACGAUGACGUGGAGGAGCAGGCGCCGGCGAGGCCGCCUCGCAGCAUGUACCAGCAGAAGGCCAUGGUGGAUCCCUACACCCCGGAGCUCCACGCCAGGAACAACCACCACAACCUGGACAGCUGCUCCGUGUCCAGCUCCGGCUCAGCUGCCGAGGAGAAACCUCAGUACCACCUCCACGACGGCGACACGGACAGUGCAAAGUACAGUUCGCCACGUGGGGAGGAUGACAGAGAUUUCACCUUCAUGGAUGACGAUGACGAUGAGAUCCGGGUGUAGGCUAAACUGGUGUCACUGCCAAGAACAGUCUUGAGGGACACAAAUGGAGAAGAAGAGUCAUCAUAAGCUGGGAGAGGGAGGGAGUUAGAGGCUUCUUCUAGAUCAAUCUAAUCUCUGUACACUUUGUUCAACAUCAUAAAUAAAACCAAUUAAGCCUUAUUCACUGUGCUGUAGCGAGGAGAUGUGAGCUGAGUGCAAACGGACUGGCUCAUAAAGUGGCACCUUUUCGCAAAAUCAAAGUCUGAACUUACUAUUAUUGAGAAAUUCUCCAGUUUCGAAUAAUACUGGCUCCCGUGUUCCAACCUCGUCCUCGUCAAAGCAAAAAGAAGAAGAAGCAGCAGCAAGCCACUGGUUAUGAGCGCCGCACUCGUUUUAAGAAUUAAAGGGUGACUGUGAGGUUAGAGAACUGUGCCCCGGCUGUCAAUCACAUGAAUAUCACAUGUGGAGUGUGAUGUGUGAGGUGAGGGGAAGGAUACGCAAGGUCGUAAACACGGUGUGGAUGUGUACUACAGAUUCUCAACGAGGAAGAGGGGCAGAAGAAGAAGUGAAACUCGGAUAUCUGUGUGUGGGAGCGAUCAUGGAGCUCUAUUUGCCAAUGAUAAUGUUUUGCCAUAGACACUAAAUAGAUAAAGUAGUUGCUACUUUUGUCGACGUCUGACUUUGAGGGGUGAUUUCUGCUAUUUUAUUGACUUUUAUUUUAUGUAAGUUCAGUAUGUGGAAGUUGGUCUUCUGUUGUAGAGCCCGGUGUGUUUUCAGUGUGGUAGCUCAUCACGUUAGCGUCAUUCUGCCGCCGUCUGUCUUUGGCAACGUCUUAAUUCGUUAAAUUCACAGACGGCUGUGGUAUUUAUUCAUUUGUUUUCAUGAGGGAUGGUUUUAAUGUGCACUGUUAGGUCUUAAAAGUUCUGAUUUGGGGUUUUUCUGCUAUGUUAUGCAAACUUUUUUAGCGGUACUACAGAGUGAGCCAGCUUCGUUCCAGAGAAGUUCCCUACGUGGCACUUUUGGACUCGUAUGGACAUUAAAUUGUCCACGUCACGUCGCUCCGGCUAUCACUGUCAUGGUAAGGCUGUAUUAGCUGAUGCUUUAGUUUGUAAAAAAAAAAAAUGUGAACUGUCAAAAAAGAAAGAGGCCUUUUGUACGUGCUCUGGGUCCUGUGCUUUCUCGAACAGCACAGAAGUGGCGAUUGUGGCUAAUUAUGUGUAUUUCUGUGCCGUCACAUCUCAUUCCACAUCAUUACUGAGGUCGGCGGGGUUAGCAGGUCAGCAGAGAGUUGGAAAGGAGAGUUUGCAGUAGAGAAACGGUUGUAUGAAAAUGAAGAAGCGCGGCGAUAUCUCUGGACAUGUGUUCAGGCUUGUCUCUAUGGGAACAGAAAGGAUGGAGGAACAUGUACAAAGUGUUACUAGAGCGCAGCUGCUUCAUGGACGGGCAUCAGGUAUGUCUCGGGGCAGCGCAAGGGGCGGAUAUUUCCUGAACUGGCCCCACAAGUGGUAAUAUUCACCUCUUCUCCUCAACCCAAAUCGCACAGCGGGAACAGACGAUUAAAUCAACCAAUCAUGUGGCCGUUCCCAGUCUGCUCAUCAAACGUGCUGGAUUAUUGGCCCCCGACCAGCUGGAACUGCUCCAGGAACAGCAGGGUCAGGGACAGACAGGUGGGCUGUUUCUCUCCUGGCUUUUUUUUUUUUGUGUUGAGCCGGCUCGCUCGGUCGGCUCCUCCAGGUCACUUUCAGUUAUAAAUAAGGCGGGAAGACUAGGUGUGCUUUUCUCUGGUAUCCAUGAUUAAUGUCUGAC
Molecule: messenger RNA, 3152 nt
Organism: Chelmon rostratus (copperband butterflyfish)
Lineage: Eukaryota; Metazoa; Chordata; Actinopteri; Chaetodontiformes; Chaetodontidae
Gene: cdc42ep4b
Product: CDC42 effector protein (Rho GTPase binding) 4b
Exons: 2
Coding region: 366-1367 (333 amino acids)
Source: RefSeq, a predicted model, not a curated record